This is a messenger RNA of Limulus polyphemus (Atlantic horseshoe crab), 870 nucleotides long. Its product is annotated as TBC domain-containing protein kinase-like protein. Lineage: Eukaryota; Metazoa; Arthropoda; Merostomata; Xiphosura; Limulidae. Gene Ontology annotation, biological process: activation of GTPase activity. The annotation marks the transcript as partial. The transcript has 8 exons. The record is from RefSeq and is a predicted model, not a curated record. Gene Ontology annotation, molecular function: GTPase activator activity.
AGAACCACUUAUUAAGACGCCCCUUAGAAGAGAUAUAUUACUUGUGGCAGUUGACUGGAGGUGAUAUUGAGGCUGAACUGAGAAGACAAGGAUUAAUCAAAGUAAAGCCUGCAAUAUGUACACAGCCAAAAGUGGUAAUUGAAGAAGGAGAGCAGUUUGGACAGAAGAAAGAUAGUGCAUUUUUCUUGAAUGAUACAGUUAUUAUUUUACCAUUGGAUCAACUAAAACAGAGAUUGAAGGACAUUGACCCAGUGAUUUAUUAUCCACUGAUUGAGAAUGGAAGUACCAGUCUUCCCAGCAAUGUGAGUAGCAUAGACCUUCAGGAAACUGCUAGUCUUCCCCUUUUGAUCAAGGAAAAAGACAUUGAGUAUCAGUUACAUCGGGUGAUAUUGUUUGAACGUCUGUUAAAUGCUUAUCCUUAUAAGAGACCACAAAUAGUUCGAGAAGCAAGGGCUGAUAUCCCACCACUGUACAGAGGACAUGUGUGGGCAGCUCUGUUAGAAAUUGAGGGAGACAUUCAUAGCCAGUAUGAUCAGAUUGAUAAAGAAACCCCCACACUAACAGACAGACAGAUUGAAGUAGAUAUUCCAAGAUGUCACCAGUAUGAUGAGCUACUUUCCUCUCCAACUGGACAUAAUAAGUUCAAGAGGAUACUGAAAGCCUGGGUGGUCACACAUCCUCAGUAUGUGUACUGGCAAGGACUGGACUCACUGUGUGCCCCUUUUCUUCGGCUCAACUUUAGUAAUGAAGCUCUUGCCUAUGCCUGCCUCUCUGCCUUUAUUCCAAAGUAUUUAAACAUGUUUUUCCUGAAAGACAACUCUCCAGUUAUUCAAGGUACCUAUUUUUUUAUUUUAUAAAGUGAAAUGAUUC